Corythoichthys intestinalis (scribbled pipefish) is the source of this 1272-nucleotide messenger RNA. It is a transcript of the gene cbr1, whose product is annotated as carbonyl reductase 1. Bases 143 to 973 code for a protein of 276 amino acids. The record is from RefSeq and is a predicted model, not a curated record. Lineage: Eukaryota; Metazoa; Chordata; Actinopteri; Syngnathiformes; Syngnathidae. The transcript has 7 exons. Gene Ontology annotation, molecular function: carbonyl reductase (NADPH) activity.
CCAGUAUUUUGGCUGCCAACCGCCGUAAAGAAGAAGAGGAAGCUGUGCAGCAAUACAACUAGGUAGGUGAGGUCUCGUGUUUUGGUAGUUACGUUCCAGCGGUUUCGAUUUAUCUCCGCCGUUCAACGCAUCAAAAAUUACAAUGCUGUCCAGCAGGGUCGUCUUGGUAACGGGCGGCAACAAAGGCAUCGGUAAAGCCAUCGUGCAGGCCCUCUGCAAGGAGUUCCAAGGGGACGUCUACCUCACCGCCAGAGAUGAGGGGCGUGGCCAGGAGGCGGUAGCGUCCUUGAGCGCCGAGGGGUUAAAGGCCAAUUUCCUCCAGCUGGACAUCACCGACGUCACCAGCAUCACCAGGGCGGCCGACUUCUUUAAACAAAAGUACGGCGGCGUGGACGUGCUAGUCAACAACGCUGGCAUCGCUUUUAAAGUGGCCGAUACGACUCCCUUUGCCGUCCAGGCCGAAGUGACGCUGCGGACCAACUACUUCGCCACCCGGGACAUGUUGACCCACUUCCUGCCUCUUAUCAAAGCUGGAGGCCGCGUGGUCAAUGUGUCGAGCUUCGUCAGCGUGCGCAGCCUGAACAUGUGCAGCCCGCAGCUACAAGAACGUUUCCGCAGCGAGGACAUCACCGAGGAAGAGCUGACGGGGCUGAUGGAGGAUUUCGUGGCGCUCGCCAAGAAGGGCGAGCACAAGCUCAAGGGGUGGCCUGAGACCGCCUACGGGGUUUCCAAGAUCGGCGUGACGACUUUAUCCAUGAUACAUGCCAGGCGUCUUUCCAAGGAGAGGCCAAAUGAUAAGAUCCUAGUGAACGCGUGCUGUCCCGGCUGGGUGCGCACCGAUAUGGCAGGCCCGAAAGCCACCAAGUCUCCAGAGGAGGGCGCCGAGACGCCCGUCUACUUGGCCAUGCUGCCCGCCGGCGCUUCUGAGCCUCACGGCAAGUUCGUGUCUGACAAAACAGUCCACAAAUGGUGAAGUCCACGACGUUGCCCAAACCUCGUUGGAUUGUUUUAAAGGGAUUUUUUUUUUUUUUUAAGAUUUGAAAUACACUAACAAUUUGCACAUUUAUUACCGACUAUUUCUUGAUUAACCCAUCAAUGCCUGAAUUUACAUUAAAAUGGAUUGGACAUCGCCGUCUGAAAUUAGAGCAUUCAUUGAUUUUUACUUUCAUUUUGACUGUUUAGCGUUGCCUUUUUUUGAGGACUUUGAUGGAUUUGUGGAGUGAUUGAUGUGAAAACUUUGUGAAAUUCUUAAAUAAAGUACAAUUGAACUCA